Molecule: messenger RNA, 8382 nt
Organism: Vanrija pseudolonga
Lineage: Eukaryota; Fungi; Basidiomycota; Tremellomycetes; Trichosporonales; Trichosporonaceae
Product: Neurofibromin
Exons: 9
Coding region: 1-8100 (2699 amino acids)
Biological process (GO): regulation of GTPase activity
Source: RefSeq, a predicted model, not a curated record
AUGCCGCUCCGACGGGCCUCUGGUCACACAUCCUUUAAUUCACCCGCCGGUCGCGUUCGCUCGGUAGACAUUCAGCAUGCCGACAACCCUUCCCUCCACGACGGCGGGGGACAACUUACAAGGCCAGAAAUGAUAUCGGGCGAGCAGAGGGUGGUCCAGACGCUCGUAAAGCGUUUGGUUGAUAAACUGCCAUGCAAUUCCGGUAUCAAACUCGCCAUCUUGGAGAAUGACGAAGGUAUCAAGACGACGGUCGAGAGCUUGCUCCAGAUCUCCCGACUGCAACUCUCGGUCGUCGCACACACGCUGGCCAGUGCCCUCGACACCCUUGCCAAGCUGUAUGCCGCUGUGCCCCUCGUCGACGUUCCGCUGGACACGAUUCAAUCUCAGCUCUUCAUCCUUCACAUCCUGUUAAUGUGCCUUUCCGAGUCAUGGCGCAUCAACACUGCAGCCUCCCCAUACCAGCCAUCAGAACUUCCGCAAUGCUGGCCAGAUCCCGCUCCUUUGGACGACAACCUCGCGCGCCAUCUCCUCGGCAUCUUGGUUUCCUACACUCGCUUGAUCUCGCAAGACAACAGUGGGCAGUUGGGGAUCCCAGUGCCGCUGUCUAGCAAGGACGGGAAGUCGGCUUCCAGCUCAACAGUCAACUCGUGGAACCGACAAGUCAGCCCGAGCUCGACUGCCUUCUCUCUUGGUGCUCAGUUCAUUCAGCAGCACUCGUACCCAGCAGCGUCAGGAAAGGCCCCUCCUCCGGUCUCCGAGUCUCUGUUAGCGCCAACAGCGUCCACAACGGCGACCGCAAUUGCCCAGGUGACCAGGUACACGGCCCGCAUCAUCUUCUUCCUCUCGGCUUCCAACUGGCCCUUGGUUCUGUCGCGUAUCAAGGCCAGGGUGGCCCACCUGACGACGACUCUGGAAGAAAAUCCAGAGCUGAUCGAGUUGCGGCUCCUCGAAUGGUCCAAUGUCGACUUCUCUCGUCUCGCGCAGGUGCUCCAGGACUGGCAGCAGCCGAUCCAGCAUGUCAAGCGUCCGGCCCAGACUGCUUUGGCAAAUGCGUUGCGGAAAGCCAUCUGGAACUGGAUCGAUGUCUACCCAUACGAGUACCAGCAGCUCAUUGAAGGCAAACGCAAGCUUGACAGCGCUGAUAUCAUCUUCGAGGCCAUCUCUGGCUCGAGCGAGGCUUCGGCCAGUGGCAAGCGCGGCAAGACGUACUACCCAUUCCUGGCCAUGUUGCUCGUCCUCUCGCCCGACUCGCUUCGAAAGGUCGCUCUGGGCGAGACUGGCCGAACAAGCGGCUUGAGCAAGAAGGCCAAUUUCAUUGAAAGUCUUCGCAAGGGCUUGACACAGGCCAAGUCUUUCGAGGCUUGUGUCAUUUGUGCCGUCGAUCUGGUUCGCGCAGCCCUGUCGUGCAGCCCACGGCUUGAGGGCUCUGGUAUCAGGACUCUUCUACCAGACUUGCACAACGACCUCAAGAAUGCCCUCUUCUACUCGUCCUUGACAUCAGAAAUCACCGACGCCAGCGUGCUGGUGGAUGGACUCGUUGCCCUUUACCGCUACACCCCGAGCCUCACAACAUCCCUCAUCUUCCCGAAACUGUGGAACGACUCUGCGGACGCCUACAAGAUGAUUGGAGUGCGAGCCUGCACCAUUAUCGUGACAGAGGGCCAGCGCUUGCCUUGGUACCCGCCUGUCCACGAGCUGCGGCCAGAUGUUGCCCCAUCCGUCCGUGUCAUUCUCAAGUCCCAGACCAACGCGCUGAUAGGCAACAAAUCCAAGGGUCUGCCGAUUCGUGGAAGCAUUGACCUCACGGGAUCACAGACCGACUUGAUUUGGGAGGUUCUCAACCUGAUGGCUCUGGACCCGGCGUUCGCAUUCGAUGGCGCUGGUGACUCAAACGACACUCUGGGACAGACGUUGGUUGUCAUUUCGUCGUUGACAAGCACGCUCUGCCCCAUGACGAUUCGUGCACAGGCGGCCAAGACAAACAUUGCAAUCCUGGAGAGACUCCUCGACUCCAUGGGUGUUGAUGCUCCUCGGGCUGCUAUGGCUGCCAACUCGGCUGUCCCCAUCUGGCAGAUCCUUAUCGACGCCAGCCGACAGUUGCUUGUCGAUUUCCACAUGGGCAACGUGUCCGACCUCGCUCUCAUUGCAGGCGCAUUCCGGCAAACAGUGCUCACAGUCUGGAAGGCUGCGACGACGAUGCCCGACAUCAUGACCAAGGCACCAAACGCACGAGCAGCUGUUUUGGUUGCUAAAGUCGCCACGAUUACGAGCUUGAUCGGUCCAGAUGUCCAGCAGACAAACAUGGCGUCGCAGUCACUCCGUGCUCUCAGCAAGUUGGUCCUCCUCGUUCGGUCUGGUAUCAGCAAUAGCCAGGCCCAGCUGGACGAGAUUACGGAUCAUUCGACGAUGCUGGCUGAGCUCGCAAGUUUGCCUCCUGCCACUGGUCGCCAGCUGCAGCAACGCGCCAUCCGGAGGGUCAUCAAGCAGCACAUCCGUGCCUCCACCCUGCUCAGCACCAUCUGGAUUGGAUUGAAUGCCCGUGCUACGGCCCUUGCCGCCAAAAUCGCAAAGGCCGAGGCGUCUGAAAGCAACGGCGACCGCGACAGUCGCCGUCGAAUGCUGAGUGCUGACAUUGUCGGGCUGAACGAAGACGAAUCUAAGGAGUGGCAGAAUCUCAUCGCGUUCCUGUGCAGCACCAGCAGUGUCGCCCUUCAGGACAAUAUCGCCCCUGUCACUGUGACGGACACUCUGGGCAAAGGUGUCUUGCCCCGAGUGUACGAGGAGCCCAUCGACCUCACUGCGCAUGUGGAGUCGUUUAUCCGCCAGUCGGUCGACCUUUUGAUCAGCAGCUCUAUCCACGUUCGUGAAGCGGCCAAGGAUGCCCUGGGAACUGAGCUGCCUCUGGGCCUGAGCCGAGUCCUGAUUCUUCAGAUGACCAAGCUCUUGUCUCAUGCGUUCGUGCCCGGUGGUGUGGCCGCCUCUGAGACUUUCACGAUUUACGUCGACCAGGCCAUUGCUGUGCUCAAGUCGACAGUCGAGCGCGUUAGUCCUGGUGACAACGGCGUUCAGGUGGAAAUGGGCGAGCUCCUGUACCUGAUCGCCCAGUACACGCACCGAUUGGGCCGGGAGGACUACCAGAUGCGCAUCAAGCAGAGAUACUGCCAGCUCAUCGAGGUUGUGCUCAACAGGCCAGACUUUGCGAUCCUUGGCAACAACAACAAGCUCCGAAACGCUGUGCUCGAGUGGAUGUGCGAGUGGUCCAUCGAAUCGUUCAGAGACGGCGAGGGCAGCAAGAAUCUUGUGGGCAACGACAGGAUACAGCGGGAUCUCGACCACGCCUGUCUGCGGGCCAUGAUCCCCGUCACCGACAACCUGAUCAUCAAGCCACCUGGUGCCGAGUCGGAAGACACCCAGCUUGUUGUCAAAUCGCGUCUGUUCUACCGCUACUACCACAUGCUGGUGCGAGUCCUGGAGAGGUCUGCAAACUCGGCGGAGACCGAGUCUUCGCAUGUCGCCACCUCGGUCUCUGGUCUCAGCAUGAAGGUGUCCAACACGGAAACGUACCCCGCACUCGCCAUUCAGGUCUUGUCCAACCUCCUGUCCGCCAACAUCGACGUUGGUCUGAAGCACUGCCUGACGCUCGGCUACCACGACGACCCCACGAUCCGCACAGCCUUCAUGCAGCUGAUCUCCAACAUUCUCCAGCAAGACACUCGUUUCGGUGGUCUUGCAACCAAGACUGGCAUCACGGCACCCAAGGCCUACUUUGAAGCCCUCACUUCCCCAAACCUUGCAUUGGCCAUGGCAAUGUGCGACGUGUGCCCGCCCGGCGAAGUGGACGAAGUGUCAUUGAUGCUCUUCCGCGUUUUCGAGGCCAAGGGCAGCCUCCUGAGCUUGAUGAAGCUCCUCAUCGAACGCGAGGUGUCUCAGACCAGUACGUUAUCUCACUGUGGUAUUGCCAGAGCUAACCGCGCAUUAGACCACGAGUCCGAGCUGUUCCGCGCCAACUCGAUCACGACAAGACUGCUCACCAUGUUUGGUCGUGCGUACGGCUACAACUACUGCCGAUCAACAUUACAACCACUUAUCCACCACUUGGAGGAGAAGCCACCAGAGUGCUCGUUUGAGCUGGACCCGUCCAAGGUUCCCGAGGAGGAGAUUGGCCGCAAUGCCGAGCACCUUCGGCUCAUGUGCCAGGCACUUCUCGAGGUCAUCUACACGUCUGCGGACAACGCCCCGGUCAUGUUCAAGGCACUCUGCCAUCACAUCUGGGACUCUGUCGAGGACCGUUUCCCCGACUCGCGUCACUCGGCGGUCGGUUCGUUCCUGUUCCUGCGCUUCUUGUGCCCUGCCAUCGUUGCCCCUGAGGCCAUGGACCUGGACGUCAACCCCGACACUAGGGACACGCGCCGUGCGCUGCUGCUGAUCACCAAGGUCGUGCAGAACUUGGCCAACAAUGUCCUGUUCGGCAACAAGGAGGCCCACAUGAAGGUGCUGAACCCGUUCCUGUCUGAGAACAUUCGACAGGUCACAAAGUUCCUCUCAGAGCUGGCAGUCCGGCCAAGGAGUUGGGAGGUGGCGCAGGCCAUCAAGACCUUCCAAGAGGAGGCGGAGCGCAACCUCGACACGGACGGUGACAACAUGCUAAUCCAGCGAUUCGUCUUCAGGCACAUUGCUCGCUUGGAAACUUCGCUGGAGAACAUGCCGCAAACGUUCCGCGGGCGGUCAAACGAUCGCAACAUUCGUCUCGAGCUCGACGGCAGAGCUGCGGCCGCAUCGCUUCGCCUCCUUAUGGAGGAGACUGGCCCGCCCGUCGACUUUACUCGCCUGAGCUCGAACGCACGCAACCAGGUCUUUGACGACUUUAUGCGCCACAAUGCCGACCGAAGCACCGAGAGCGUCGAUGGCGUCUUCUACGAAGGCCCUGCGAACCAGAACCAGAGACGAAUCUUCUACUUCAUCGUCUCGCGUGUCACAUACAUCGACUAUGAUCUCUUGGCGUACCACAUCUUCUCCAAGAUUGCGAACAUUGCCGAGCCUUUCGACCUUGUCAUCGACUUGACCGAUUUCUCGCCGUCCACCGAGUUGCCUUCGGCCUGGCUUCGCCGUGCCAUCCAAAUGGCUCCGCCGUCGCUGUGGGGCCACGUCGCGACCAUCGCGCUGUACAACCCCAACUCGUACGCCCGCAAGCGUGUGCGCCGCAUCAUCGCCGAGCUUCCAGCUGUCGGCAACGGCUUUACGAAGAACAUUGUUGGAGCUAGCAGCCCUGCCGAGCUCGCCGAGUUUGUUCCGUUCACGACGCUUAUGCUUCCGGAGCAUACGCUGGCGCUUGCCUUUGAAGCCGACCAUGUCUUCACCAACUUGCUCUGGCUGGCUGACCACGAAAGCCAGAUGCCAGUCGUCGUGAAGCUGGGCGACGAUUGCCUCCAAGUGGCCUCGUGGCGCAAGCAGGACAUUACUCCUACCGUCAAGUCAUACAUCAUCGACGUCGUCAACCUCAAGGACGUCAACGACGUUAUCCUUGGUCAAGGCGCGGGAGCAGGCGUGGGAGGGGGGCCAGCCUCAGACCAGCUUGUGGUCAAGCACUCUCAGAACCAAACGGUCACGUUCAUCUCGCGUAAGCGUGGCGAGAUGGCGCAGAUCAUCCGCUCGGCACGCAGUCGCCUCCGAGAGUCGCCAUCGACGGAGGACCGUGUUCUCAGGCCCAGCGACGUCCCAGGCACUCUGUUGAAUGUCGCGCUCCUGAACCUUUCGUCGAAUGACGAGACGUUGCGCAUGGGGGCGUACGGUCUUGUUCACGAGCUCUCUCAGUUCUUCAAGUUUGACCUGUCGUCUCUCGUCACCCCGGUGUCCGCCGGCCUCCUCAUUCCUGGAAACUCGCUCGAGUUCGUCUACAAGCUUAGCAAGCUUCUCGCCAGCUCGGCGCCGAACCUCACCCUCGAGUUCCUCAAGGAGUGGAUCAUUGGCUUCACAAAGGCAGACCUGCCUCAGAAGACGGCCUGCCUUCACUACGUGCCCCCUUGGCUUGCCAACCUGGAACUGUUCGCCAAGCCGACUCGAGACGACGGCGUUGAACCUAUCAAGCAAGUCAUCGAGAUCAUCCGCAACUUGAUUUCGUUGACGGCAACGGAGAAGAAGCGCCUCCACCUGUCCUUCCAAGAGCACGUCUGGAGCGUUAUCGGCAAGUCCCACGACGCUCUGGUUGAUCUCGUGGUCUCGGAGCUGCUUAACUAUGCCUUUGCUGCCGGACCUGGCUCGGAGAGAGCGGAGAACGCUGCCGAGAUUCUCGUCUCGCUCAGCUCUACUGCUGUCAAGGGCAAGCUCAUUGUCCGUCUGCGCAAGACCAUUUCGCAGACCUACUCUACGCCUACCAACAACCUCACCGAGAACAAUGCGUGGACUGAGAUCAUCAUUCUGGCGCGCCUCAACCUCGCGCUCACGUUCAGCCCGCAGUCGCCUCUCGAUACGCAGGUCUUCCUUCCGGAGCUCCUGUUCUGUAUUGUGCUCCUCGCCGGAGUCGGCCCCGUUCUCAUGCGGCAGACAGUCUAUGGCUUGACCAUGAGCAUUGUUCAGUCCUUGUCGAUUUCAUUCUCGGGUGGCGACAUGGACACAACCACACUCCACCACCUGCUCAAGAGACUGCAGCAACCCGAGAUGAUCAACGCAUUCGGCCUCCAGCAGAUGGCGUACAACUUUGAGCUCUCGGGUCUCUCCCAGAACGACCAGUAUGGCAAUUUGUACCUCGACUCGCUCGACCUCGUUAUCAAGUUCUUGAUGGACGUCCUCUCGGCUGGUGCGCCGACUACCGACUGCGCCAACGCCUGGCGCGCUCGCUGGACCGGCUUGAUCGCCUCGACCGCCUUCCAGCACAACCCUGCCACGCAGUCGCAGUGUUUCCUUGCCCUCGGCCACCUGGCGAGCGAGGAGGCUGACGACGACCUAGUCUUCCAGACUCUUGGCUCCCUCAGGACCAGCGUUCACAAGCUCAACGAGACCAACACGGUUCACGUCAUAUCAGUGCUUCGCAGUCUGACGAGGCUGCUACCUGGCUUGUCACGUCGCAGCAAGUACCCUCCAAUCUUCUUCUGGCUUGCAGUUGGCCUCAUGGAGGUGUCGUACAUCCCCAUCUUUGCGCCAGCCCUCGAGCUGCUUCUCAGCACCCUUCGGCACAUGGAGGGCGAGGGCUUGUUCGCCAACGGCAUCUUCGAGUACCUCCUUCCUGUGCGCCGCCGGUACAUUGAGGCUGCGCGCAACCUCGACCAGGUGUGCGGCGUGAGCUUUGACACGAACCCGUACUUCUCCCUCGUGGCGGUUGUCUACAAGGGUGUUCGCCAUCCCAACACGCGCAAGCUUACGAUUGUGACUCUGACCGAGUUGCUGCGACUCUCGAGCUCAAUUCGUCUCGAGCCGAUCGAGGAGGAUGCGCCAUUGAUUGGGUCGCGCAGCGUUGCGUUCUUCACCUCCCUGCUUCCCAUUGCAGCCGCGCAGGCGAGCGACCUCAAGGGGCUGUUCACUGCCGCUGGUGUCGAUGUCGCCGAGGAGGAGUUGCGUGACCUGUCGACGUUGUCGGUCUUUGACCUCUUGAGCAUUCCGGACAACUCGACUGCUCUACUUCUUGUCACUCUUAUUGUGACCAUGCUGCACUCGGCAAGCACCGACACGGAGCGACUUGUUCUUUACAGACUGCUGGCCGAGGCGAGCAUUGAGAUGCCCGAUGUCGUGGCUCUUGCCUACGACUCGUUGAUCCCCCGAAUGGCGGGUGUGAUGGGCUCGACAUCGUCGACUGCGAUUCUGUCGGCCGUCACGGUCAUCAUGGAGCGAGCAAUGGCAGACGCGUCCUACUCGUUCGCGCCGGUACCGAUUGCGGGCAACGAGUCGACGCAGUCGCUCCACCAAAAGAACUUCUCGACGUCGAUCAACAACUCUGCUGCGCCGAUGCCUGUGGUGACUCCCCACGGCACGCGCGAGCAGGUGCUGGACGACCUUGGCAUGAGAGGUCUGAACGACAUGUCGUUCCAGCCCGGCUCUGCCGACCGCCUCACUGGCAUUGGCAACUGGGUUGGGCAGCUCAUUGAGGCUAUCUGCGAGGUGCCAAAGUGAUGCGCCAGUUGAUGUGGCACACCCAUCUAGUAAUACCCCAUGCUCUCCAGGUUAUCCACCCGCGUUAUAAUACAAGCACCGGGGCGCUGCCUGCCCGGUUCUGUACCCCCCUGUACUCAAGUGAUUGAUACCCCCUUGUCCACGCGCCGCAGCAGCUCGCGGCUGGACCGUGAGCUGCUAAACUUUGCAGUGUGCUGUUGACCCUUGCGUAGUAGACCCCCCUGCCGUAGUAGUCAUACCUUUGGUUACACAAGUAUCUUGCAUUCAUUCACGAUGCGCGCG